Messenger RNA from Nestor notabilis (Kea), 1830 nucleotides. It is a transcript of the gene DHX33, whose product is annotated as DEAH (Asp-Glu-Ala-His) box polypeptide 33. Gene Ontology annotation, biological process: positive regulation of transcription by RNA polymerase I. Gene Ontology annotation, molecular function: RNA binding. The transcript has 11 exons. The record is from RefSeq and is a predicted model, not a curated record. Lineage: Eukaryota; Metazoa; Chordata; Aves; Psittaciformes; Psittacidae. Gene Ontology annotation, cellular component: intracellular anatomical structure; nucleolus. The coding region runs from base 226 to 1830 and encodes 534 amino acids.
ACGGGCUCGGGGAAGACCACCCAGAUCCCUCAGUACCUCUACGAAGCAGGAAUCGGCCGCCAAGGCACCAUCGCUGUGACCCAGCCUCGGCGAGUAGCAGCGAUAGCCUUAGCUACCAGAGUCUCGGAUGAGAAGAAGACAGAGCUGGGGGGACUGGUCGGCUACAGUGUCCGCUUCGACGACCUAACGUCUGAUGAAACCAGAAUCAAGUUUUUGACAGAUGGAAUGCUGCUUCGGGAAGCGAUUGGAGACCCCCUGCUGCGGAGGUACAGCGUUGUCAUCCUGGAUGAAGCCCACGAGAGGACGAUCCACACCGACGUACUCUUCGGAGUGGUGAAAGCUGCACAGAAGAAACGAAAGCAACUGGGCAAGCUGCCACUAAAAGUGAUCGUCAUGUCAGCGACGAUGGAUGUUGACCUGUUCUCCGAGUACUUCAAUGGAGCUCCUGUUCUCUAUUUAGAAGGCAGGCAGCAUCCCAUUCAGGUCUUUUACACCAGACAGCCUCAGAGUGAUUACCUGCAAGCAGCACUGGUGACAGUCUUCCAGAUCCACCAGGAAGCACCCUCUUCUCAGGACAUCCUGGUCUUUCUGACUGGUCAGGAAGAAAUCGAAGCAAUGACCAAAACCUGCCGAGACAUCGCCAAGCACCUCCCUGACGGCUGCCCACAGAUGAUGGUGAUACCUCUUUAUGCUUCUCUGCCUUACUCUCAACAACAUCGCAUCUUUCGGGCUGCCCCCAAGGACUGUCGCAAAGUGAUCCUGUCCACCAACAUCGCAGAAACCUCCAUCACCAUUCCAGGAAUAAAAUACGUUGUGGACACAGGCAUGGUCAAAGCAAAGAAGUACAGACCUGAAACUGGUCUGGAAGUGUUGGCAGUCCAGUGGGUGUCGAAGGCCCAGGCUUGGCAACGCACAGGGAGAGCAGGGCGAGAGGACAGUGGGAUCUGUUACCGGCUCUACACAGAGAAUGACUUUGAGAAGCUGAACCAGAUGACAAUACCCGAGAUACAGAGGUGUAACCUGUCCAGUGUGAUGCUUCAGCUCCUGGCCCUGAGAAUUCCCAAUGUGCUCACCUUUGACUUCAUGUCCAAACCAUCUCCUGAGGCUAUUCAGGCAGCAAUCGAGCAGCUGGUCCUGAUGGGAGCUGUGGAACGAAAGGACAAUCAGCUUGUCCUCACCCCCCUGGGCAGGAAGAUGGCAGCUUUUCCACUGGAACCAAAGUUCUCUAAGACCAUCCUACUGUCCCCCAAGUUCCACUGUACAGAGGAGAUCCUGACCAUCGUGUCGCUGUUAUCCGUGGACAGUGUCCUCUACAAUCCCCCUGCCCGGCGGGAUGAGGUGCAAUCCGUCAGGAGGAAAUUCAUCUCCAGCGAGGGGGAUCAUCUGACCCUGCUCAGCAUUUACAGGGCCUUCAGGAAUGUCAAUGGCAACAAGGGAUGGUGCAGAGAGAACUUCAUCAACAGCAGGAACAUGAUGCUUGUGUCAGACGUCAGAGCUCAGCUCAGAGACAUUUGUGUAAAGCUCUCGAUGCCGAUUGAGUCCUCCCGCUCGGACACGGGGAACAUCCGCCGCUGCCUGGCCCACAGCUUCUUCAUGAACGCCGCGGAGCUGCAGCCCGACGGCUCCUACCGCACCGUGGAUUCCCACCAGGCGGUGGCCAUCCACCCCUCCUCCGUGCUCUUCCACUGCAAGCCCGCCUGCGUGGUGUACAACGGGCUGCUCCACACCAACAAGUGCUACAUGCGGGACCUGUGCGUGGUGGACGCCGACUGGCUCUACGAUGCGGCGCCCGACUACUUCCGCAGGAGGCUCCAGGCGGCCAAGAACUGA